Messenger RNA from Leptosia nina, 1167 nucleotides. The record is from the annotation of a GenBank genome assembly. Lineage: Eukaryota; Metazoa; Arthropoda; Insecta; Lepidoptera; Pieridae.
AUGUCAGGAUCUGAGGAUGAUUGUGUAAUAGAGUGCCUUGACGAAGAUGUUGAAAUAGUUCAACAUUACGUUCAAAAAGUGGAUGAUGUCAAACAUAUCAUAAUAAAGACGGAACCUGAAGACGAUGAAUUGCUGCAAGAGAGACCAGAAAAGAGGAAGAAAGUAAAAAGAGAGGAGGAGGACUCCGAUUACGAUCCCGCAGAAGAAUACCGACAGCGUUUCAAGAAGAAGAUGCGACCUUCCCGCCCAAUUUUCAAAAGAGAAUCUGUACCAGACAAUACAUCUAAAGGUGAUUUCAGAAGAAGAAGAUUGCUAGACAUUCGUAUUCCUGACUAUGAAGAUCCUUUAUGUUUGCCAGUGAGAUCUUAUAGCACAGACGAGUAUAGUGCAAAAAGGUUAAGGAACUGGAAUAACUUGUGUUUGAAAUAUAUGAAGAUGUAUGAGACACCUCUACGGCCAGAUGUGCAGGAAACAUUUUCAUCUUCGAGGUGUGUUGUGCUGAGGAACGCAUAUAGUAAAGACAGUGGUAAAGUUGACACCACUGUAUGGAGCAAACUUACAGUGGAAAAUAAACAAGGAAUGCAAAAAUCGGAAAUAUUUCAAGCAGUUUUACCAAGGUACAAGGAGAAAAAAGCAUUGAACACAAUAAUACUGCGUCCAAAGCUAUUAAAAUCUGUUCAGUACAAAGAGGAAGUAAUUCUAACAAAAGAGUUCAAUAAGAAUGAGGAUAUGUUAAUUGUUUACAAACCAAAACAAGCACUCUCAUGUACUUACAAGAUGAUCGAAGAGAAGGUGGAAGGAUCUGAUGAAGAACCAAAGAGGUACCUUAAGGAGGUGGUUGCUUGCAAAAUGUGUGCCCCUUGCUAUCAAAUGUCGUGGCGAGGAGUUCUUAAAAGCAACUCAAAUAGUAUGAAGUGCUGCGUUUGUAAUAUUACUUGCUCCAGCGCAUUUAAUUUGCUGUCGCACCUUCGUGGUCACUCCCAGGCCGAAGUCAGGGCGAAUAAAAUGUUAAUCUCCAAGACUCUCUCCGAGGUACUCCGCUACCACUAUGAAUGCAGAAUAUGUUCACAGAAGUGUGGAAGUAUCAAAGGGUUACGUUCGCAUAUAAAGGCACAUAAAGGUAAAGAACCGUUUCUAUGCGAAAUUGGAGGUCAUGUGGCGUCGUAG